AUGGAUUCGAAAAAACGAGUAAAUCAGUAUAACAAUGUUGUUGAGAAUAAUAGGUGGUGUAAUUACGUAAAUUGGAAAUUAUAUCCUUUCUUCGGUCUGUUGGAACACAGACAAGUUUCCAUAGGGCUACCAUAUAAAAUUCAUCUACAAAGUGAAAUCAACGAUGAUAAGAUAUUCUUUGGAGAAAAUGGUUCAGAUGCAAAAUUAGAAAUAACAAAUCUCCAACUUCAUAUACCCGUAAUAACACCAUCAAUUGAAGUAGAAACGAGAAUAUUCAACUCGUUAACUAAAGAUAUUGAAAUAGCAUUUCUUCAUCGUAACACUGUAGGUAGCAUGACUUUAACUGGAGAAUCCACUACAUGGCCAAUCACUAACACUAUUAAACCAGCAAGAUAUAUAAUGGUUGGUUUCAAGAACUUACCAGACUUACAGACGAAUAACAGAGUAGCAAUGAACCAAACUCAAGAUCCUAUAAUCCAUAAAGUUCAAGUAAGAUUAAACAACGAUAAUUAUCCUAACCAACCUUUAACAAUUAAUCCAUCCACGAAGGAUUAUAAUGAAUUGUAUAGAAACUAUAAAAAUAUGUGUGAAUUAUUUGGAAAUCCACCUCAGUUUGAAUAUGUAGAUUUUGCAAUUUAUCACCCAAUCUUCUGUUUUGAUCUACCAGCUCACCAAGAAGAUCUUUUCAAAACAGGAGUGAACAUAAAUAUUCAAAUCGAAAAAAAAAAAAAAGGAGAUGUAACCGGUUGUUUAUAA
This is a messenger RNA of Lottia gigantea (owl limpet), 756 nucleotides long. RefSeq lists its product as hypothetical. NCBI's taxonomy places the organism in Eukaryota, Metazoa, Mollusca, Gastropoda, Lottiidae. Bases 1 to 756 code for a protein of 251 amino acids. The record is from RefSeq and is a predicted model, not a curated record. The transcript has a single exon.